Molecule: messenger RNA, 1173 nt
Organism: Batrachochytrium dendrobatidis JAM81
Lineage: Eukaryota; Fungi; Chytridiomycota; Chytridiomycetes; Rhizophydiales
Exons: 7
Biological process (GO): peptidyl-serine phosphorylation; peptidyl-threonine phosphorylation
Cellular component (GO): nucleus; cytoplasm
Molecular function (GO): protein serine/threonine kinase activity; protein tyrosine kinase activity; ATP binding
Source: RefSeq, a predicted model, not a curated record
ACUUAUUCUCGCUGCAGUCCCCAAUUCACUUACCAACAGGGAAAUAAUCCUCGUCGUGUCUUGACAAAACCUUCAAAACCCGUUCAUAAUGAUGGCUUUGAUAACGAAGACUAUGAUUAUAUCCUCUAUGUUAACGACAUCCUUGGAUUACCAGAUUCUCAACAAUACCAAAUCUUGGAUAUCCUUGGUCAAGGCACCUUUGGUCAAGUAGUCAAGUGCGAAAACACAAAAACAAAAGAACUCGUCGCCGUAAAAGUCAUCAAAAACAAACCUGCUUACUAUAACCAGUCUCUUUUUGAAGUCACUAUUUUAGAAAUGCUUAACAAAAAACAUGACAAGGAAGACAAGCAUCACUUGGUGCGCAUGAAGGACACAUUUUUAUUUCGGAACCAUUUAUGCAUUAUUUUUGAAAUGCUUAGCGUCAAUCUAUAUGAGCUUAUCAAGCAAAAUCAGUUUCAUGGUCUUUCUACAAACCUUGUUCGUGUGUUUGUAACCCAGAUUUUGGAUGGUUUAAUUGUCCUUAGUCGUGCUGGAAUCAUCCACUGCGAUCUUAAACCAGAGAAUAUUCUACUGAAAAAUCUUGAAUCUCCUGCGAUAAAAAUUAUAGACUUUGGCUCUGCAUGCCAUGAAAAUCAGACUGUUUAUACCUAUAUCCAAUCGCGUUUUUACAGAUCUCCCGAGGUUCUACUCGGACUUCCCUAUACGUCAUCAAUUGAUAUGUGGUCUGUUGGCUGUAUUGCAGCGGAGCUAUUUUUAGGUUUGCCUUUGUUUCCUGGUUCAUCAGAGUACAAUCAAAUUGCACGAAUUGUGGAAAUGCUGGGGAUUCCUCCAGGAUAUAUGUGCGAAAGAAGUCGUCAUGCGCUCAACUUUUUUGAUAAACACGACGGUUCCAACAACAAGAAUGUGUUUUCUUUGAAAUCAAUGGAGUCCUACAUGAAGGAGCGCGGAACAGUCGAACAGCCAUCCAAGCGCUAUUUUAAAGGCACUACCUUGCCUGAAAUUAUCAAUACAUAUCCAGUCAUGCGAAAACUGUCUCCAGAGGAGGUAGCCAAGGAAACUGCAAAUCGUUUGGCAUUCAUUGAUUUUCUUCAAGGAUUACUCAAUUUAAAUCCACUGGAGCGCUGGAGCCCACAACAGGCCAAACAACAUCCCUUUCUAACCGGCGAAAAGUUC